Molecule: messenger RNA, 1762 nt
Organism: Abrus precatorius (Indian licorice)
Lineage: Eukaryota; Viridiplantae; Streptophyta; Magnoliopsida; Fabales; Fabaceae
Product: beta-glucosidase 44-like
Exons: 11
Coding region: 80-1618 (512 amino acids)
Biological process (GO): carbohydrate metabolic process
Molecular function (GO): beta-glucosidase activity
Source: RefSeq, a predicted model, not a curated record
GCCUAUAAAUCAAAUCACAGUGUCAGUGUCUCUGUGUCACUCUUCACUCUUCACUCUUCACUCAUCUGUGUGAGCUUCCAUGGCUCUCUAUCAAUGCCUCUUUUCCUUGUGGUUUGUGGGGGUUUCAGUUAUCCAGUGUGUCGCGGGUGCAGAUGAUAAAGCAGUGCCCGAAACGGUGAGUUUUGACACGGGGGGUUUGAGCAGAGAAGCCUUCCCCAAAGGAUUCAUUUUCGGAACGGCCACCUCUGCUUAUCAGGUAGAGGGUAUGGCCCAUAAAGACGGUCGAGGCCCAAGCAUUUGGGACGUUUUCAUCCAAAAGCCCGGGAUUGUCGCAGAUAAUGGCACGGGUGAAGUUUCUGUGGAUCAAUACCAUCGCUAUAAAGAAGAUAUAGAUCUCAUGGCUAAGCUGAAUUUUGAUGCCUACCGGUUCUCAAUUUCGUGGUCCAGAAUUUUCCCAAAUGGAACUGGCAAAGUAAACUGGAAAGGUGUAGCAUACUACAAUAGGUUGAUCAACUACUUACUAGAAAGAGGGAUCACUCCAUAUGCUAAUCUCUACCAUUAUGACCUUCCUUUAGCUCUUGAGGAGAGAUACAAUGGAUUAUUGAGCCGCCAAGUUGUGAAAGAUUUUGCGGAUUAUGCAGAAUUCUGUUUCAAGACUUUUGGAGACAGAGUGAAGAAUUGGAUGACAUUUAAUGAACCUAGAGUGGUGGCUGCUCUUGGCUAUGAUAAUGGUUUCUUUGCCCCUGGAAGAUGCUCAAAAGAAUAUGGGAAUUGUUCAGCCGGCAACUCAGGCACUGAGCCUUACAUUGUUGCUCACAAUUUGAUAUUGUCACAUGCAGCUGCUGUUCAAAGAUACAGAGAGAAGUACCAAGAAAAGCAAAAGGGAAGGAUUGGAAUUCUCUUGGACUUUGUUUGGUAUGAGCCUCUUACAAGAUCAAAGGCUGAUAAUUAUGCAGCUCAAAGAGCUAGAGACUUUCAUGUUGGAUGGUUCAUUCACCCCCUUGUAUAUGGAGAGUAUCCAAGGACUAUUCAAGGAAUUGUUGGGAGUAGACUCCCCAAAUUCACUGACGAAGAAGUUAAAAUAGUGAAGGGCUCCAUUGAUUUUGUUGGAAUCAACCAAUAUACUACUUACUACAUGUAUGAUCCCCAUCAAUCAAAACCUAAAGUCCCAGGCUACCAACAGGACUGGAAUGCUGGAUUUGCUUAUGCAAAGAAUGGAGUACCUAUUGGUCCAAGAGCUAAUUCAUAUUGGCUUUACAAUGUACCAUGGGGCAUGUACAAGGCAUUGAUGUACAUAAAGGAGCACUAUGGAAACCCAACUGUGAUCUUAUCUGAAAAUGGCAUGGAUGAUCCGGGUAAUGUGACUCUUCCUAAAGGUUUGCAUGACACCACAAGAAUAAACUAUUAUAAAGGCUAUUUGACUCAACUAAAAAAAGCAGUUGAUGAUGGAGCAAAUGUGGUAGGAUACUUUGCAUGGUCAUUGCUUGAUAACUUUGAAUGGAGGUUGGGGUACACAUCAAGGUUUGGAAUUGUUUAUGUUGAUUUUAAAACACUCAAGAGAUAUCCCAAGAUGUCAGCAUAUUGGUUCAAGCAGCUCGUGGUCAAAAAGAAACAGUAGAUAAUAGGCAGAGAAUCUAUUUUCUAUGCUUCUAGUUGUUUCAGAGAAUCAUGUUUUGGUGAUUUUUGUUAAAUUAAAGUAUCUUUGCAAUUGUAAUCAUGUGACUUAAUUAAUGCAAGUCUUCUAAUAAAAUGAUAUUUUAUC